AUGACUGCGACGGCCUGGGGGGCCUUUGCAGCCGCUGUGAGCUCAUCCGUUCGAGGCAAGAUUCCUGUGCACUUGAUCUCUUUGCUGACGCCGAUGGGAAAGCCAUGUUCAAUCCAGUCCGGCAGCACCGUGGCGUCAGGGUUUUUGCGCCUGACUCAACACUUCUCUCAGCAGUCCGUACUGGCAGCCCUUCUGUAUCAGCUCAGUUUCAAACUCAUGCCUGAACCUCUCCCGGGCUGCCCAGCCCAGAUCGUCAGCGAACGGCGACUCUUCGUGUACAUUCUCAAAUUCUGUCAGCACUUGCUGUGUCAGCAAGUCCUCAAAGCAUUGUCGAAUUCGAUUGCCAGCCCUUCGAAGAUGCGCAUUUCGUGCAACUGCUUUUUCAGGGUCUUUCACCAAUGA
Molecule: messenger RNA, 402 nt
Organism: Durusdinium trenchii
Lineage: Eukaryota; Dinophyceae; Suessiales; Symbiodiniaceae
Source: the annotation of a GenBank genome assembly